GUUUGAGCAGGGCGCAGUCAACGAGUUCACCGUGGAGGCGGUGGACCUGGGCGAGCUGGAAAAGCUUCGAAUCGGUCACGACAACUCCGGCGGCUCACCCGGUUGGUUCUUGGACUGGGCGGAGAUCGACGCCCCCUCGCGGGGUCUGAGGCUACGCUUCCCAUGCGGCCGCUGGUUGGACAGAGGAGAGGACGACGGUGCCAUCGUGAGAGAUCUCCAUCCUGCCGAGUUGCAGACUGAGCUGUACACGCCAUAAAGGGAUCUGCACUCUGCAGAAGGGUUUGUGUGUCAACAAGAGGGAGAGGCGGCUGCACUUUGGGAGGGGAGCCGAGGACGUGUUCAUCGUGGAGGUAACGUGUUUGAAUACGAGCCACGCUUGUGUUCUGUGCAACACCUACAGCACGGUAUGUACCGGAAAUCUCCAACGGGCACAUUCCAAUCGGGAUCUGGACCUUUAUUUCUACGUUUUGAAAAACUAGCCCAUAACACAUUCGCCCACAUUUGUCUGAGAGUGUUUGUAUUUGUUAAAUAAACACAAUGUGGCAGCAGCAUCCUGCUUUGGGGCUGCUUUUCUUCAGAUGGAACUGGAGCCUUAGACAAGGUGAAAGGAGUUCCUACACACUUCUGUACAUCUAAGUAGUUGCGCAAAACUUUCAGGUUUCUGCAAGGGAAAAGAGGCAGAAAUUAGUCUGGCCUUAUUCAUUUCGUAGCAGUUGUCUUCUGACUACUACUGGUAAGCGUUUUGAAUGAUUUGCUCUUAUGUCUAUAAUCCCCCAAAACCUAGCAUUCGAACAGGGGUGUGCAGACUUUUUAUAUCCACUCUAUGUAUUCUGUGCCAGUUGGAAGACGUGGGCGACAUCAUAGAGAAGAUCCGAGUGGGACACGACAACAGGGGCUCCAACCCUGGAUGGCACCUGGACCGAGUGGAGAUCAGACGCCUGCUGAGGAAAAGAAAGGGUUCCGAGACGACCAUUUUCCCCUGCGAGCGCUGGUUCGCUAAGUCCGAGGAUGACGGGGAGACAGUGAGGGAGCUGGUCUCGUCCAAAGUCAUCACUGAGAAACUCCUCAGGGGGGGCACUCUGAAACGGACCGAAAUCGAAGUUGAGGACGCCUUGGAAAUUCAUACGUACCAGGUGUCCGUACGUACUGGUGACAUGUACAAAGCGGGAAGCGAUGCCAACGUCUUCCUCACCAUCUACGGAGAUCUUGGCGACACGGGAGAGCGCAAACUGUCCAGAUCAGAAAGUAACAGGAACAAGUUUGAGAGAGGACAGGUGGACAAAUUCUCCAUCGAAGCGGUAGAUCUAGGCCGAGUGUUUAAGAUCCGAAUUCGCCACGACAACUCCAUGAUGGGGGCCGACUGGUUCCUGGACCAAGUGGAGGUGCUGGAUGUGGACUCGGAGGAGGUUUACAUGUUCCUGUGCGAGCGCUGGCUGUCAAAGAAGAAGGAGGACAAACGCUUGGAGAGGACCUUCUUUGUCAAGGGAUACGAAGGUGAACGAAACGCCGAUCCAAAUUCCAAGAAGACGGCUCAAGUCAUCCCCUAUCACUUCACUCUGUCCACCGGGCCGGAGCGCGACGCCGGCGCCGCUGCCAGGGUCUACGUCAUCGUCGGAGGCCCCCGAGACCAGGAGACGGACCGGCUGCGGCUCGAUCCGCCGGUCGGGAAGAAAUCUUUUGCGCCCGGUAGCAUGGAGCAUUUCGUGUGCUACGGAGCUGAUGUGGGAGACAUCAAGAGGGUAGAACUCGGCCACAACGGCGCCACAGCAGAGAGCUGCUGGUCGGUGGACGAGCCGGCGAUCGCUGUGCCGACCAAAGGCCUCAAGUACAGCUUUCUGUGCAGAUGCUGGCUUGCCAAAGACCGGGGUGACAGCCUCACCGUCCGAGUUUUCCACGCGCUGGACGGCGACGCCAUCAGCGUCGACCGCAAAGUGAUUUAUUCCGCCACGGUUGUCACAGGUGACACGCGGUACACCGGAACGGACGGCAACAUUUUCCUGACUGUGUUCGGCGCCAACGGGAGCACAGAGGAAAUGCUUCUGCCCAAGAAUGAGGACAGGUUUGAGAGAGGCCAAGAGGACACAUUCAACCUGGAGGUCGACGACAUCGCCCCUUUUAAGAAGUUACGAGUGAGGAUUGACGGCGGCGGGAGUCGUCCCGAUUGGUUCCUAGACGGGAUUUUGUUGCGGAACCUGACCACCGAGGAGGUCUACACUUUUACGUAUGAGAAUUGGCUGUCAAAGAGCAAAGGACCCAGGAGGGCUCGAGUGCGCGAGCUGGCGGCCACGGUGGAUGACGAGGAGAUGGUGGAAAAAACCACCUACGUUAUCCAAGUCCAGACCAGUGACGUCAGAGGUGCCGGGACGGACGCCAACGUGUGUCUGAUUGUUUUCGGUGAGUUUGGCGACACGGGGACGUUGCCGCUGAGAGAGAGCGCCAACAGGAACAAGUUUGAACGCAAAACCAGGGACGUGUUCCGCUUCCCCGACGUGCUCAGCCUGGGCGAACUCUCCAAAGUGCGAGUGUGGCACGAUAACAAAGGCGCAGCUCCGGGUUGGCACCUCGACUAUAUCGACGUCAAAGAUGAGAUUAUGGAUCGGACGUUCAGGUUCCCCUGCGACCGCUGGUUGGCCAAAAACGAAGACGACGGCCAGAUCAUCGGGGAGCUGGCGUGUGCUAACAACGACACUGUGGAGCUCAGUGACAAAACAAAAUAUGAAAUUACCACAACCACCGCAAAGUCAGAGGACGCAUCCACCAAAGAGAACGUCUGGAUUAUUCUGGAAGGGAGGAAAGCCCGCUCCAAAGAGUUUCUUCUGGAAAACAAGAAAAACAAGUUUACAUGCGGCGCCGCUGACACGUUCGAGUUCUCGUCCAAGCACCUGGGCGAGAUCGCCGGCAUCUGCGUCGGACACAUCACCAAAGAUGGAAAGAAGGUGAAGAGCGAGUCCUCCUGGCACAUGGCGGAGGUGGUGGUGACCGAAAAAGAGCUGGGGAACAAGUAUUUCUUCAAGUGCGACGCCAGAGUCCCCUCGGCGUCCAAAAAGGAUCGGUUCCAAACGUUCGAGUGCUACAAGUCCGCGGAGAGCUUCGCCAGCAAAGUCCGAAAACUGGUGCCCGUCAAGUACGAGACCAUCGUGACGACGGGCGACGUGAAGGACGCCGGCACGGACGCCGACGUCCGCAUCACCGUCUACGGCGUCAACGGCGACUCGCGCCGGCGGCGCCUGCGUAAGAAGAACCGCAACCUGUUCGAGCGGGGCCAAACGGACCGCUUCGCGGUGAAGACGCUGGACCUGGGCGAGCUUCUCAGGGUCAAGGUGGAGCACGACAACAGCGGCGCCAACCACGGGUGGUUUCUGGAGCGCGUGGAGGUGACCAACACGGCCAACUCGGUCACCACCGUCUUUCAGUGUGCCAAGUGGCUAGACAAGGCCAAGGCUGACGGCUGCAUAGAGAGGAUCCUCUACCCGAAGUACUAAAACAAUUACAAACUCCAGCUUUUUCGUGGCAUAGAAAAAAAAAACGGCAAGAUUAAAUCAAUUCAAAAGAAAUCACACCACUGACAAUCAAGAAAACAACGCAACAAUCGUUGUAAAUUUGUGCCGACACAGCAAAUGUAAACGUGUUUUGCUGUUUGUUCAAAAUGGGAGAAAAAUGUCUCGCAGCAUUUAGAGGCAGGAAAAAAAAAUUAACUGGUGUCACAUUCACCACUUUUUUUUUAAUUUUUUUUUUUUUUGCAAGUUUAAGUGGAAAUAAGAUUUGGAGAUCAGCGGGACUACAUUGAACCAGAAUUAGACAAAACUCACUUUAUCCAGCAACUGCAUUAAAAUCUCAAUAUGAUUUGAAUGUAAGAAAUCAAGGGUUAUGGUUUAUUAUGCUGUGCACAUUGUUCAUUUUUAAUAAGUUCUGACCGAGAAUGCGUGUUUGCGCUGCACAGGGACUCCGCAUAAAUGCGUCAGAAAAUUUGCAUUUAUUGUCAGCAUUUUAGGCAUUUUAUUUGAAAAACACAUAGAAAAAGAUCAUAUACAAGACAAUAAAUAAAAAAAGAGACAGAACAGUUUGGGUUAAGCUAUGCAACUUUUUGCAUUGUCAUUAGUAAUAAAUACAGUACAAAAUCCACCCAGAGUGAAUCUAAAGGUUGUUUUUUUUUUUUCUCUCCACAAUAUUCAUCACUGAUCAACGUUAUUCUUCAUUAUGAUUUAGCUAUUGCUUUCAUAUUAUUGAUGAUACAUACUUCUACUCCUCUAUAAAAUACUCAAGAUCAUAAAACAUUGCGCGGUUACAGCAAAACAGCAGUGUGUUGUACAAAGAUGGCCACUUCCCUUUUUCACUGGCAGGUUAAUCAUAAUAAUAAUAAUAAUAAUGAUCAUAUUCCACAUUGUUUUUUUUUUUUUGUUUUGUUUUCUCGUUGUUGUUUACUGUCAGCAGCAAAGAAAGGAAUAUUCAAGAAGGUUUACAGCAUCAUAUGAAAGACAUCUAAACAGAGCUACUCCCACGUACACAUAGGAAAACCUGAGAAGGACAUGCAUUGAAAAAGCUUGUGCUUUCAAACUUCUACUGUUUCGUCGGCUGGACUUGGUUUAAUACUAUGGCUACGCUCCACUUGGCUCUGGAGCAACACAGGGCGCGGGGGGCGCGAGGGGCGCGAGGGGCGGGGGGUAGUACACUGUGGCGGUCGCGAGGGCUAAGGCCAGUCAGAGCACACAAAUAGCCGUUCAAAAACAAGAAAACAAAACUCAACGGCACUCAUAAUAAAUAGUCAAGACCAGCCAGCCACCUUCAUUCAAUUCUAAUAGUUUUCCCUUUUUUUUUUUCUUUUUUUUUUUUGUAAAUUCUCCCAAAGAAUUAUUAGUAUCGAGAGGAAAAGCACACUGAAAAGUUAGCUUAUUAUAUCCACACUUUUUUUUUUUUUUUAAAUAUUUGUCAAUAAUGGCUCAAGUUAGCAUGUUAAGUAAGUAAGAUUUACAAUCCUCGACCCACCCCCGCAAACACACGCACACCGAGCAAAACAGUCGGCGGUAACGAAGGCCGACGACGCGCGGCCUCGGGAUCCAGAGAAAAACGGCGGCAAACGCCGAGUCAAAAACAAACAAAAAAAAAAAACGAACGAGAGAUGAAGAAGCAGCAUCGGAUGGCGCAAAAAAAAAAAAAAAGCAAUAACUACCACAAAAUGUGUCUCCGAUCAAAAGCGGGAAGGCUAAAGGGAAUUUCAUCGAGAUCGACAGCACCGUGCUGGCAUCAAAAGUGGUCCUCCAUCUUUUUUUUUUUUUUUGGGGGGGGGAAUAAGAAUAAAAUCAUAAAUCACAGACGGCAUGCAGAAGCACCCCCACCGACCCAAUGCAUAAUGAGGUAUUCUUUUUUUUUGUCAUAUUUUUUUUUCGUCUUAUUUUAAAUAAAUAUAUCCAUUAAAUUGCAAAGUUAUGAGACAUUAAAUAUUCCACCACGAUAGCUAGCUAGCUACAGUUAGUAAUAAAUAAUGAUUGUUAAAUACUUAAGGCAUCUUUAAAUCACAGCAUUCUAUGUGAACUAGCAGAACCUCCCGUUAUUUCAGCACUUUUUUUUUUUUCUUUUACUUUUUGGGAUGUGGAGGUCUCACGUGAGAGCAAAAGAAAAAAAAAAAAAAAACCCACAAUCAAGUUAUUCUCUGAUCAUGACCAAGCAAAACGAGCACCACGCUGACGCUAAAAACAACGACAUGAUGCCAGAUGGGAUGAGAAGAAAGUCACCAUUCGGAGAAGGGGGGGAAAAAAGGUGGAAUAAUAUCAGAUUUUUUUUCCCAAGAAUAAAGUUGUACUCUUACAAAAUCUUCAUAUCACACUACAAAAAUGGCAGGGUGCCCCAAAAGUCACUGUACACUUUCUUUUUUGCUAUUUUGUUUCUUUUUGAGACCUUCGAUAUCAGACAGCUCGCCUUUUGCAGUUUUCGUAAGCGCACCAAAUGUCGCUGGAGCACUCUUGCCAACUCGCCGCUUGGCAAGAAGUCUUUCCGUCCCCGAUGCGGAAGCCAAUACGUGGAUUUGAAUUUGAAAUGCCACAGAAAACCAAAGAUUUGCGUUUUCAAUCAUUGCUACAAUUCGCUGGCCGCCAUUUCUACAGACAAGCUCGGCGUUGCAUACGACAUCACCAUGGCAACGUCCACACGUAAGCGGCGAGCUGCGGAUGUUUUCUGCCUACUUGAAUUCACUCGAUGACGUCACCAAAGCCAGAUAUGUACAGAAGAUCAAACUCCGUGACGAUAUCGAUAUCGUAUACUCUCCAGGACGACGUACUUUCAAAGGAUCUGAACGACUUCACCGAAGUCGAAUAUCCGCACACUAGAAAAUACACGUUGACCGCUUACAAUUCGAGCUCCGUUCAGAUCGGCACGUCGUAUAUUUGCGAGACACUUUUGUUGCCGUUUUUUUCGAUAAUCAUUGGAACACAGAAAAAUCGCUUGCCAAUGUCUCUGUUUUCACGAUUUCGACAUUCGUAGACGCAACAAAAAUCUGCCAUGGCGACGAUGGACAGCUGACUGCGCGUCAAGCGUGACGUCACGUGCAACAACCCAGCCCGUCUGUGCCACCGGGCAAGGGUUGCUUCAGGUCAGAACCAAACAGCCGAUCCAGUCACGCUUUCUUGGCAUGUGACGUCACGUGACCAAGAAAGCGGAACCGCGAUUGGCUGGGUGUUCGCUUCUGACCUGAAGUAACCCUGCCUGGAGCCACAGACGGUGAAUUUCAGACAGCGAAUCGUAGCAACUAUUGAAAAUAUGAUCACUUUACAUUUCAAAUUCAAAUCCCGGUGGCACUAAUUUACUUCCACACCCCCGACUGCAAUUCAGUUGCGAUUUGCGAUGCUUCGUGGCCGUCACGCCGCACGAUUUACUCGAAACAGGAGCUGUUUCCCGACAAAAUACACGUCGAGAGGCCAUCACCCGCGCCGCAAAAGUCGGGGAAAGUAACCGGAGCGCUCGCGUGUCAAUGGUACCAAUAAACGCGACGGCUGGAAAGCGUCAAAAACUGCCAAUGAACUUCUCGCCAGGUUGUUCUGACAGGAACAGGAAGUAGGAAAUGCUAACAAAAACUACAAAUCCGAAGCUGGUCAAUAAAAAUGUGGGGUUUUUUUCUUAGUACCUUAAGGUAUGACUGUAAUAUUGUAAUAUGAAAACUUUUGCCACUUUAGUUUUCAAGACGUGACUUAUAUUAUUAUUAUUUAUUAUUACAUCUUUUUUCCCCUCUUUAUUCACAUUAACUUUUUUACCUUGUAAUUUCAGCGUGGCCCUAACACAUUUUGGUAAACAACACACAGGGAAGCAUGAAAAUAUUUGGAAAUCGAACCGAAACGCAAAAAAACCUUAAGACGAGAGGAACCCAUACACACACACACACACACACAUCACCAAAACAGACAAAAAAUAACAAAAAAAAAUAACAAAAAGAGGCAACUCCAUAUGAUAGUGCAUUCACAAAAAAAAAAAAAAAAACACACGCUACAGAACAAUAAAUAUGUUUUGUUUUUUGUUUUUGUUUUUUUUUUUUUGCAGCAUUGCAGCUAUUUCUCUUCACUGUGGUUAACGCGGACACGGACCGAGUGUUUUAGUACCAUGUCCAUAUUGGCAUGUGAAAAAAAAUGGUUUUUUUUUUUUGUUUUUUUUUUGGAAAAAUUCUAAAUGGCAAGACAGUUGAAAUCGAACAAGACAAUGUUAAAGAACAAUUGUUUGGUUGUUGUCUUUUCAAAAUGGAUGGCUUGUAAUCCCUUUCACCCUCACUCGCUCGCAAUGAAGGAAGUGAUCAUUCAAAAAAAUGCAGGCAAACUCGUGUGUUGUUUUGUCCCCCCCUCCACCCGUGACCCCUCUCGGGUGUGAUUGGUCGCAGCGGAAACGGACCGAAACGGAAAUGAAUGUCGUGACGGAAAUAAUAAGACAGAAAAGGUCACAUGUGCUUGUCUGGUAGGCAAUAAGGUUCUGAGAAAUGUCGCUCAUCGAGAGGCAAGAUGGCUGCUGUCACGCACGGUCCGAGGUCGGGGUCCGAGUGCGUCAAAUGGGAUUUUGGAGAGGGGGGGGUGGGGGUCCCUGUGGCUACUUUGCAGCACUACGACCACAACGAGCGCGACACAGCUCACAAGCCUGGCACACAUGCAUGCACACCUGAUGAUGGAGGGCAGUAAGGGGCGUGGAAAAGGGGGCGUUGGGGGGGGGGGGGUUGGGCCAAGGAGGCACCCGCCGCCCCCGCCGCCUGCUACGACACAACACACUUCACCGGAAGCCAUGCCUUGCAGUUAGCUGCGUUUGCGUGGAUGGUGUCUGCAGUGUUUCCCCCUUUGCUAUAUUGCGGUUCAUUCACACCCUCGUUAUAACGAUAUAUAGCAAAGAUUUUUUUUUUUUUUUUUU
Molecule: messenger RNA, 8370 nt
Organism: Syngnathoides biaculeatus (alligator pipefish)
Lineage: Eukaryota; Metazoa; Chordata; Actinopteri; Syngnathiformes; Syngnathidae
Product: lipoxygenase homology domain-containing protein 1-like
Molecular function (GO): protein binding
Source: RefSeq, a predicted model, not a curated record